Rhizophagus irregularis DAOM 181602=DAOM 197198 is the source of this 2511-nucleotide messenger RNA. RefSeq lists its product as uncharacterized. Gene Ontology annotation, molecular function: FAD binding; oxidoreductase activity. Lineage: Eukaryota; Fungi; Glomeromycota; Glomeromycetes; Glomerales; Glomeraceae. The record is from RefSeq and is a predicted model, not a curated record.
AUGGAUAAAACUAUAGAUGAGGCCAUCGAGCUCUUCAGAUCCCAAAAAAUCCCGGUAUUCGAACCUGGGGAGGAGGAGUAUGAGCGUUCUGUCGCGACUCCAAAUCUCCUGUUUCGCUUCUCGAGACCCCAUUUGGUGAUUCAACCUGAGACCGCUUCUCAUGUCCAGGCCAUUAUCAAGCAAGCAAGAGCGCAGAAGCUCAAAAUCACCAUCAAGUGUGGCGGUCAUUCUUAUGCGGGACACUCCACCGCCUACAAGGGCAUCUUGCUGGACCUCAAGAAGAUGAAUACGGUCAUGCUCGACAUCAAAUCGAAAACCGUCACGAUGGAUGCCGGUUGCACAUGGGGCCACGUGUACAAGAAACUGGUCAACGGCCGGCACAACGGGUUCAUCAUCAACGGUGGGCGUUGCCCCUUUGUGGGAGUGAGCGGUUUCAUUCUGGGGGGCGGUCUCAGUCCGUUCACAAGAAGCUUCGGAAUGGGAUGCGACACUCUGGAGGAGGCCACCGUAGUGACCGCAGACGGGGAGUUAGUUACUGUCAAGGACAACGAUGAUCCGAACUCUAAGGAGGGCAAGCUCUUCUGGGCACUCCGCGGUGCAGGUGGUGGUAAUUUUGGUGUUCUGGUGAAGAUGAAGUUGAAGGUCCAGCAGCUGCAGAACAAGGAUGGUGUGGUGGUAGCUGGGAGAUAUCAGUGGUUCCCCAAUUCAGGGAUCACGAAUGACCUCAUGAGCACGAUGAACAAUUUCUACACGACCGUCACGAAUGACUUCAUGACCACGAUGAACAAUUUCUACACGACCGAUUGGCCCAACCAGAUGACCAUUGACAGCACCUGGAUGUGCGACCCCCAGCAGAAAGAGGGCGAUGGAGUCCGGUUCCUCGUCUACUAUGAUGGCAACAAGGACGAAUUCGACACGCUUAUCGAUAAAUACAUCAAACAGCCGGAGCUGGCGAAGCAACUCAAACGACGAUCCUUGCCCGAAAAGUCCACCCGUUUCCUUCACGAGACGCUCGUGGCUCAGUGGUCAGAGGAAACCACAAAAGCCUUCCCCACUAACAAGACCUACAACAUCUACAGCUCCUUCGUUUUCAACAACGAUAAGAUCAGCAUCGAGAAAGUCACCGCCAUUAUCCGGGAAGAGAUGAAAACUUUCCGGCGCCUCUACCGGGGGGAAAAAGUUCAGUUCCUGGUUACUUGGAUUCAUUCCGGGGGCAAGGCGAGGGAGAAGAAACCCUCAGAUACAGCUUUCUUCUGGCGUGAAGCUGUGUAUCACACAUAUGUCACAGUAGAUUGGGAGGACAAAUGGAUGGAGAGGGACAUGAGGGGCUUCUUGAAGAAUGUCAAGAAGAAGCUGAGGCCCUUUUCUUUGAAGCGGGAGGCCGCAUUCAUCAAUUUCGCCGACGGAGAACUAUCAAAAAAAGCUCACGAAAGGGCAUAUUUCGGAAAUAAUCGCAAGGAGCUGCGGCGCAUCAAGGAGAUUUGGGAUAAGGAUAACUUCUUCAAGUGGACUCAAGGUAUUCAGCUUCCACAGGGUAUUGACGAUGAUGGGGAGCUGGAUGUGGACGUGCCGGAUAAGGAAGACAUGACAGAUACGAUCGCAGAAGAACAGUGGGAAUAUUUUAAAACCGAUGACUUCGUGAAAGACCUCAAGGAAUUCGUGGAUAACGUUGACAAAUUCGUCAAAGAACACCCCUUACUGGAGCGUUUCUUCAAGGGCAAGAAGAACUACAUAAAAGAGCUGGCGCAGAAGGCUGCGGACCUGAAGAACGACCCGAGCACUCCCCUCGGUAGCAAAGACCUUCUACCCAAAACGAUCAAGGUUACCUUGCGUCAGCAAGUUAUCUACUGCGAUGACAGCUCCUCAAUGAAGCGCGACGGUCGUUGGGAUUCCCAGAAAAGACUCGUCGAUCGAAUCGCUAAGAUCACCACGCGGAUCCUCCCCGAAGGCCAAGGCGUUGCGCUGCGCUUCAUCAAUCAAGACGUGGACAACAACUCGAACCUGACCCUCGCGGAGAUCAGGAACAUUCUCGAGCCGAUGUCAUAUAUGCCCGGUGGCAACACUGAGAUUGGCACGUACCUGAGAUCUAAGAUCCUCGAGCCGCUGGUCUAUAGCAAGCUCGAGUCGAAGAGCCUCGAGAGGCCGCUUCUUAUCUCUGUCAUCACCGACGGCAUGCCCGAAGGGGAAAAGUCCUCCGAGUUUGUGGAUGCGAUCUUGGAGUGUGGUAAUAAGCUGGAAGGCGCCAAGUACCCUCGCGAGAGUGUGAAGUUCAUGGUUGGCCAGAUCGGGACGGGAAAGGCCGCGGCAAAGUUUCUGGAAACCAUAAGAAACGACACGAAGAUUGCCGAAUCGGUAUACUGUACUUCAGAUCAGCUGGAUGCAAAGUUCGAGGAAUUCCAUAAAAACGAGGGGGAUCUAGACCGAUGGUUGGUUGAGACCUUAUACUGGCCAAUCAAGGAUUCUGAAGACAAAGAAGACCACGAAAGCGAUGGCGACGACAAGGAUGACUGA